Molecule: messenger RNA, 12620 nt
Organism: Mytilus trossulus (common blue mussel)
Lineage: Eukaryota; Metazoa; Mollusca; Bivalvia; Mytilida; Mytilidae
Product: inositol 1,4,5-trisphosphate receptor type 1-like
Exons: 64
Coding region: 150-8417 (2755 amino acids)
Biological process (GO): calcium ion transmembrane transport
Cellular component (GO): membrane; endoplasmic reticulum
Molecular function (GO): inositol 1,4,5 trisphosphate binding; inositol 1,4,5-trisphosphate-gated calcium channel activity
Source: RefSeq, a predicted model, not a curated record
CAAUUUAUAGUCUGUCCAGAUGUCGCUUCAAAUUGCGGAAGUCUCUUCACCUGAAAAACAAAUCAGUCAACAUUAAGAAGAAUGUAUUGAUAGAACAUGAGAAAGACCAAAAUCGUGACCUGUUCUGAUCAAGCAGACGAUUUUUAAAAAUGUCAGCUACCGUCCUACAUUUUGGUGACAUCGUUUCACUCUAUGCGGAAGGCAAUGUAAAUGGAUUUAUUUCAACUCUUGGCUUGGUGGAUGACAGAUGUGUUGUACAGCCAGAGGCUGGAGAUCUGAAUAAUCCUCCAAAGAAAUUUAGAGACUGCUUGUUUAAAAUAUGUCCUAUGAACAGAUAUUCAGCCCAGAAACAGUUCUGGGUGGCUCACAGAUCAGGAUCAGCAACAGCAACUUGUCCAGACACUGUUUUGUUGAAGAAAUUGCAUAGUUUACAGACACCUGGCAAUUUAUUACUACUUCAGCAUGCUGCAGAGUUGGAGAAAAAACAGAAUGAACAAGAAUAUAAAAAACAACUUGGCAAUGAAAUCCAAUAUGGCAAUGUGGUUCAGCUAUUACAUCUCAAAAGCAACAAGUACCUGACAGUAAAUAAAAGACUCCCUGCCUUACUUGAAAAGAAUGCAAUGAGAGUAACACUAGAUGUGUCUGGAAAUGAAGGAUCUUGGUUCUAUAUCUCUCCAUUCUACAAACUUAGACAAUCAGGAGACACUGUUGUGGUUGGAGACAAAGUGGUAUUGAACCCAGUCAAUGCAGUUCAACCUCUUCAUGUUAGUAACUAUGAACUGGCAGAUAACCCUGGAUGCAAAGAGGUCAAUGCUGUAAAUUGUUCAACAUCAUGGAGAUUAACUUUAUUCAUGGAUUACAGAGAAAAUGUAGAAGAUGUGUUAAAGGGGGGAGAUGUUGUAAGAUUAUUUCAUGCUGAAGAACAGAUGUUUCUGACAGGAGAUGAUUACAAGAAGAAACAAUAUGUAUUCCUCAGGAUGACAGCAAGAGCCACAGCUACAACAGCCACUAGUUCCAAGGCUCUCUGGGAAGUAGAGGUUGUACAUCAUGAUCCAUGUAGAGGUGGUGCAGGACAGUGGAUGAGUCUGUUUAGGUUUAAACACUUGGCAACAGGACAGUAUUUGGCUGCAGAGAUUGAUAAAGACCCAGCAAAGGAUAGUAUGCGAGACAAAUUACGAGGAUCUCCAACAAAUCCUGUAUACUGUUUAGUAUCAGUGCCACAUGGACAUGAUGUGGCAACAAUCUUUGAAUUAGAUCCAACAUCUAUGACCAAAGAUUCUCAUGUUCCGAGAAGUUCUUAUGUUCGACUCCACCACCUAUGUACCAAUACAUGGAUUCACAGUAGCAACAUAUUUGUGGACAAAGAGGAAGAUAAACCAAUUAGAAAGAAGGUUGGUUGUGCACAGAUAAAAGAUGACAGAGAAGCUUUUGCCAUUGUACCAGUAUCUCCACAGGAAGUUAGAGAUUUAGACUUUGCAAAUGAUGCCAGUAAAGUGUUGGCUGAAAUAGCUCAGAAAUUAGAGAAGGAAUCAAUCACUCAAAAUGAGAGAAGAGUAUUAACACAGUUAUUGUCAGAUUUGAUUUACUUUGUGACAAUGCAAGAAUCUCACAAUACUGGUGGUGAUCCAUUAAAAGUAGAAAUGUUGAAAUCUAAAGAAUGUAGAGAAAGACAAAAAUUACUGCGAGAACAGAAUAUCCUUAAACAGGUUUUUCAGAUUUUAAAAGCACCAUUUAGUGGAAAUGGACCAGUUAUUGAAAUGGAAGAAUUAGCUAACCAAAGACAUGCCCCCUUUAGACAGAUCUGUAAACUUUGCUAUCACAUUCUAAGAUUGUCACAGCAAGAUUACAGAAAAAAUCAGGAGUAUAUAGCCAAGCACUUUGCGUUCAUGCAAAAACAAAUAGGGUAUGAUGUGUUAGCUGAGGAAACCAUUACUGCAUUACUAAACAACAACCGUAAACUACUAGAAGCUCACAUUACAAAACAAGAAAUAGAAACAUUUGUCAGUCUUGUAAGAAGGAAUAGAAAACCAAGAUUUUUGGAUUACCUUUAUGUGUUAUGUGUAUCAAAUGGAUCAGCCAUACCUGCCACUCAAGAUCUGAUUUGCAAUUGUUUGCUAAGUGAUGAAAAUCAAGAUAUUCUGAUUGAAACAAGAAUGGAGAAGACUCAGAUGGAAGUAGAAAUGGAGGUAGAGAAUCCUGAUGGUACAGCUGCAUCAGAACCUAUUGUUACAAUAGAGGAAGUAGAGGAGGUGGUUCUUGUCUGGGAAGAUGCUGAUCAUCAUCAAAAACAAAAGAGCAUUGAAGAGUUGGCAAAGUGCGUUACAGAACACCGUCAUAUGGCUGGUUUAGAUUCACUAGAGGAUGCUGGUAUAAUAGAAUAUUAUAGACACCAAUUGGACCUUUUUUCUCACAUGUGUUUAGAAAGGCAGUAUCUGGCUAUCAAUAAGCUUUCACCUCAACUACACAUUGAUCUUAUUCUCAGAUGUAUGUCAGAUGAUGUUUUACCAUUUGAUCUUCGAGCAUCAUUCUGUCGUUUGAUGUUGCAUAUGCAUGUUGACAGGGAUCCUCAGGAAAUCAUAAAGCCAGUAAAAUAUGCAAGAUUGUGGUCAGAAAUUCCCACUGCCAUUUCAAUAGAAGACUAUGAAUCAAAUGUCAGCAAAGAUCCAGAAAAAGAAAAGGUUAAGCCAAGAUUUUCACAGACCAUAAUGUUUGUUGAAGACUAUUUAACUAAAGUUGUAGAAGAGAAAUGGUCAUUUUCAGAUAUGAAACAAAAUAAACUCACAUUUGAGGUUGUGAAUUUGGCCAAACAACUGAUCUAUUUUGGGUUUUACUCCUUUAGUGAUUUAUUGAGACUGACGAAAACACUGCUUAGUAUCUUAGAUUAUGUACCUGAGAAACAUAUAACUCCUGUUGCUAUGGCUACUGCAACAGGUGAAGAUCAGGAUAAGUCCAUGAUAUCAGAAGUUAUUUCACCAAAAAAGUCAGAAGAAGAAGUAGAUACAGUUGUCAUGGACACAAAGUUAAAAAUCAUAGAAAUUUUAAAGUUUAUUUUAGAUGUACGGUUGGACUAUCGUAUCACUUGCCUUUUGUCGAUUUUCAAACAUGAAUUUGAUGAAAACAAUUCCAUCAAGGACACUGACAAUGGUUUAGAUUUGGAGGCAAUCAGUACACAUGCAGAAGGGAUUUUUGAUGGGAGUGCAGAAACCCAGGAUCUGGAUUUAGAUGGACAAGGAGGAAAGAUGUUUCUAAGAGUUCUGUUGAACUUGGUUAUGCAUAACUAUCCAACAUUAGUGUCUGGGGCAUUGCAACUGUUAUUUAGACAUUUUAGCCAAAGGCAAGAAGUUUUACAAGCAUUUAAACAGGUUCAGCUUCUGGUAACUAGCAGUGAUGUAGAAAAUUAUAAACAAAUUAAAACAGAUUUAGAUGAAUUAAGAAAUUUAGUGGAAAAAUCAGAACUUUGGGUGUAUAAAGCCAAACAACCUAGUGAACAGAAGAGUAAAAAACAAUCUGAUGAUACAGAAAGCAAGGGCAGCAAAGAAGAGAAAGGAGACGGGGAUGGGAAAAAGAAAGCUAAACAACCUUCAGUUUGGAACAUUUCUUCUGAUCAAGGGUCUCCAAUUGAUCAUGAUCUUGGUCCAGCCAUUGACCCCCACUCUGUCAGAAAUUACAAGAAGAUAAAAGAUAUUUUAAAAAGACUGACAAGGUUAUGUGUUCAGGAAACAGCUGACCUGAGUGUUCAUAAACCAAAAACACAUGAACAGAGACUGUUGAGAAACAUGAGUGCCCAUCAAGUGGUGUUAGAAUUGUUACAAAUUCCAUAUGAGACUAAUGAUGAUAUAAGAAUGCAUGAGGUGAUGAGGUAUGCACACCAGUUUUUGCAGAGCUUCUGUCUAAAAAAUCAGCAAAACCAGGCCUUGUUACACCAAAAUAUAGAACUUUUUAUGACUCCAGGGGAACUUGAUAGUGUUGAGGCGACCCAUUUAUGCUAUUUCAGAUCUCCGUUACUUGAAGCUGAAACAAUGACUGCCAUUUUCCAAGACAAUACUGUGCUUUGUAAUGAUAUAUCAGAAGCAGUAGUACAACACUUUGUUCAUUGUAUAGAAACACAUGGAAGACAUGUGCCAUAUAUCAAGUUUCUACAGAACAUUGUUAAAGCAGAGAAUAAGUACAUUAAAAAAUGUCAGGAUAUGGUUAUGGCAGAGCUUGUGAAUGUUGGAGAGGAAGUACUACUGUUUUACAACGACAGAUCAUCAUUCAAUACAUUUACUGAAUUAAUGAGGUCUGAGAGACAUAGAACUGAUGCAGCCAGUCCACUUAUCUACCAUAUUAAUUUAGUACAACUGCUUGCUCUGUGUACUGAAGGCAAGAAUGUUUACACUGAGAUUAAGUGUCACUCUUUACUUCCAUUAGAUGACAUUGUAAGAGUUGUCACUCACCAAGACUGUAUUCCUGAGGUGAAAGCAGCAUACAUUAACUUCCUAAAUCACUGUUACAUUGACACAGAGGUUGAGAUGAAGGAGAUUUAUACCAGUCCACAUAUGUGGAACUUGUUUCAAAACUUCUUGGAGGAUAUGGGAAGGGUAUCAACAGCUACUACAGAUCGUAAACAUGCUGAUAUUGCCUUAGAGAAUUAUGUUACAGAAACUGUUAUGAAUGUUAUAUUCACAUUCUUCAGUUCACCUUUCUCUGAUCAGACAACUGCUUUACAGGCCCGGCAGCCAGUCUUUGUCAAGCUGUUACAAGGAGCUUUCAGAGUGUCUGACUGCCCUUGGUUAAGUGGAUCUCAAAAGUAUCAUGUUGAAACUUGUAUAAAGACAUUAGCAGAUAUAGCAAAGACUAGAGGGAUUGCAAUUCCAGUAGAUUUAGACAGCCAAGUUAGCAUUAUGUUUGAGAAAGCACAGAUUGUGGCAAAACAAGCCAAACAAUGGAUGUCUGUACGAUCAAAUAAACGAGAGUCGGUUGCUUCUGUAUCGAGAGAUUACAGAAACAUUAUUGAAGGGUUACAGGGUAUUAGUUGCCUACCAGAGGACGAGGUUGAAGAGGUUAUUCAGGAAAUAGUAGAGCUUCUAGAAGAUCGUCUUCGUCCACUGGUGCAAGCAGAAUUGUCUGUGCUUGUUGAUGUUCUUCAUUUUCCAGAACACUUAUUUCCAGCUGGUACAAAAUGUGAAAUAGGAGGAUUUAUAUCUCGGCUGAUUGGACAUACCAAAUGUCUUUUAGAAGAAAAAGAAGAAAAGUUAUGUAUUAAAGUAUUACAGACAUUAAGAGAGAUGAUGACAGUAGAUAAUGAUUAUGGAGAUAAGGUGGAUGUGAAAACUUUGGGUAAAAAAGAAUUGGAUGAUCAUCGAAGGGGAGAGGCUCUAAGGCAAUGUCUGUUGACAAAGUAUUACGAAAAAGCACCAAUGAGGGGACAAAGAGAUGGUGGAAAUAAACUGGCUUUGUCUGGAAGACCUGGUGCUGAUAACAAUUCAAGAUCCAGCAUGUUUGGUAGAGAAAGAAUGAGUCUUUAUGAUAUUCAGUGCCAUUUAGCCAAAGAAGGAGCAGCGGAUUUGAUUGUUGAUUUGAUAAUGAAAGAAACUAACAGCAAAAUAUUUCAGGAGACCGUGGAACUUGGCAUUGCAUUGUUGGAAGGUGGUAACCCAGUUAUUCAGAGAUCUGUUUACAACAGGUUGCUAAAAGACAAAAACUCUGAUGUAUUUUUCAAAGUAUUUUACAACAAGAUGUUUAAAGCAAGCGAGGAGAUUAAAUCAACGGUAACAGUUAAUACCAGCGAUGGAGAAAAAAGAAGUGAUGAGCAGAAAGAAUUACAAACUAAAGAUGCUACCGGAGGACUGAAGAGAGGCAGAGGUAGAAGACAAGAGUAUGAGGAGGACUCAGUAGGAGGUAUAAAAUUUAAAUCAAGACAGAAUAAACAAUCUGAGGAACCUGAUGACCUUCAGAGAGGUCAUGUUGCAGGUCAAGAGGAUGCUGUAGAUAAGCAGACUAAAGAAAAAGAAGACAAGAAACUGACACCAAAUGUUGCAAUGAUGAGACCAAUCCUUAGAUUCCUGCAGCUCCUAUGUGAAAAUCAUAAUCGAGAACUACAGAAUUUACUUAGGAAUCAAAGUCACACUAAAUCACUGAAUCUUGUUUGUGAGACCUUACAGUUUUUGGACUGUAUUUGUGGGAGUACAACAGGUGGAUUAGGUUUACUAGGUCUCUACAUAAACGAGACCAACGUAGACCUUAUUAACCAAGCUUUAUCCAGUUUAACAGAAUACUGCCAAGGACCUUGCCAUGAAAAUCAGAAUGCUAUUGCAUUACACGAGAGUAAUGGUAUAGAUAUAAUUAUAGCACUUCUUCUGAAUGAUAUUAUGCCUUUAGGGAAACAUAGGAUGGACUUGGUAUUAGAAUUAAAGAAUAAUGCUUCUAAGCUUCUGUUGGCUAUAAUGGAGAGUCGACAUGACAGUGAAAAUGCUGAAAGAAUAUUGUAUAGUAUGAACUCAAAACAACUAGUUGAUGCUUUAGGUGUGGUGUUUAAGCAAGCAGUGGAUGAUGGAUUAAUAACAAACUUUCAUAACAAGGUUGAUAUUGCCAAGAAUGCUUUUCAUCAGGAAGAUUCUGUAAAUGAUGAUGAAGAGGAUGAUGAGGAAAGAGAAGCUUCGCCUAAAGCUGUGGGACAUAAUAUUUAUAUCCUGGCUACACAGCUUGCUCUUCAUAACAAAGAAUUAGCAAAUCAUCUAAAACCAAGUGGUGAUUUAUGGGGUGAUCAAGCUUUAGAGUUCUAUGAAAAGCAUACAGCACAAAUUGAGAUAAGUAGACAAGACAGAACAAUGGAAAGAAUUGUAUUUCCCAUUCCUGAGAUUUGUGAAUACCUAACAGAAGAGACAAAAGUAAAAAUUUAUGCAACAGCAGAAAGAGAUGAGCAAGGCAGUAAAGUGGCUGAAUUCUUUGAGAGACAUGAAGAUAUGUUUGCUGAAAUGAAAUGGCAGAAAAAAUUAAGAGCCAACCCAUAUUUGUCGUGGUUCAGUAGUCAUAUGUCUUUAUGGAGUAGCAUAACAUUCAACUUCGCAGUGUUAAUUAAUCUUAUGGUAGCUUUCUUUUAUCCAUUUGAUGACACUAAAAAGAAUGAAUUGGACCCUAGGUUAUCAUGGUUGGUUUGGACAGCUAUGUUUGGAUCUCUGACUUUAGUAAUCACUGUUGGAGUAAACCCUUCUGCCAUUAGAACACUUAUAGCAUCAACUAUUCUUAGAUUUAUAUUUUCUUUUGGACUUGAGCCAACAUUAUGGCUGUUAGGUGCCUUAAAUGUGAUAAAUAAAGGAAUAUUUUUGAUAAGUUUAAUGGGAAAUAGAGGUACAUUUACAAAACCAUGGCAGCAAGUGUUGACAGAUUUUGAGUUUAUGUACCAUAUCUUGUACCUACUUUUAUGUGUAUUUGGUUUAUGCGUUCAUGAGUUUGCCUAUAGUCUUUUGUUGUUAGAUGUAGUCUACAGAGAGGAAACUUUAUCUAAUGUGAUCAAAUCAGUGACAAGAAAUGGACGUUCCAUUGUCUUAACAGCAAUAUUAGCAGUCAUACUUAUAUACUUAUUUUCAAUACUGGGAUUCCUGUUUUUCCAAGAUGAUUUUUUAAUGGAAAUAGAACCAGUUAAAAUUGUACAACACACAGUACAAACAGCAGCUGGGAGUUGUUCAGCAGAUGCAAACUGUACAGAAUCAGAAACAGUUCGAACAACAGUACACGCUGUAGCAGAAAAAGAUGAUCCAGUGCAAAGAAGAGUGUGUGAGUCUUUGAUUAUGUGUAUUAUCACUGCUGUCAACGAAGGUCUCAGAAAUGGUGGGGGCAUUGGUGAUGUUCUUAGAAAACCCGAUAUCAAGGAACCAUUCUUUGUAGCCAGAGUGGUGUAUGACAUGCUGUUCUUUUUCAUCAUUAUUAUUAUUGUUCUGAAUCUCAUCUUUGGUGUUAUCAUUGAUACUUUUGCUGAUCUGAGAAGUGAAAAACAGACCAAAGAAGAAAUAUUGAAAAAUACUUGUUUUAUUUGUGGUUUGAACAGAAGUGUUUUUGACAAUAAGACUGUGUCAUUUGAGGAGCACAUAAAUGGAGAACAUAAUAUGUGGCAUUAUUUAAACUUUAUUGUUCUAGUCAUAGUGAAAAAGAAAACUGAGUUUACAGGGCCAGAAAGUUAUGUUUUUGAACUAGUCAAGGAUAAGAAUUUAGAUUGGUUUCCAAGAAUGAGAGCCAUGUCCUUGGUGGCUGAAGAUAGCGAAGGAGAGCAGAAUGAAAUCCGUAAUCUUCAUGCCACAUUGGAUAGUACCAACAGACUUGUUAAAAAUCUCACAAAACAGCUUACAGAACUUAGGGAACAGAUGACAGAACAAAGAAAGCAGAAACAAAGAAAAGGUUUCCUUCAUUCAGCAACAGUUCCAAAUGUCAUGACUAUGUGAUGUUCAAUCAGUAAAUGGCAAAAAAAUAUCAUUAUACAGCAAUAGAGGUCUGAACAUUGAAAUAACAAAUAUAUGCUUGUCUGUUUAAGAUUUAUUUCUCAGCAAUAUCAUGUUUAUGUCAUAUAUGAUUGUAAAGUUAAAUAUUGUCAUUACAAAAAGCAAUUUAAAAGAACUAACAUUUUUCGUUCAGAAAACAUUUGCAUAAAUAAUAGAGAUAUAAUGUCUAUGUUUGGAUAAACUGUCUUUAUUUUAUUUAAACUUUAGAUAAAUGGUUUUCAUACUUCAAAAAGGAAUCAAGAAUAUGAACAAAUAUUUCUCAUGUUUGUUAUCUUCAAGUUGAAUAAUUUAAUGUAAUAAUAACAAAAAACUUUGGAAGAAUAAAUAAUUUAUUCAUGAUACUUUGCUUUUCAUUGCAUAUUAAUGAAUUGUGAAUAAAUCCUUUUUUUCUAAUGUAUAGCUUAUGUUUAACAGGAGUUUUGUAUAGCAACAACACAUGUACAUUUUAUGUUACCAAUAAAUAAGCAUGCAAUAAUAAGUCAUACUACACUAGUGCUAUAAAUCUUUGAUUAGUGAUUGUAUCAGUAUCAAAUAUUUAUAAACAGUUUUUUCAAGCUUUGCUGUACAAUAAAAGGUUAAUUGCAUGCAUAUUGAUGAAUAUUUUUCCACAUAGAACAUAUUAAAUUGCAAGGUUAUUUAAGAUAUUUUAAUUGUCUGUGAUUUGUUAAUUAUGUUUGGUUUUUCAUUUGUUGAUGAGAAACACUAAUCUUUAAAGUAUAAUAGAAGAAGCAUUAUAGCUUAGCUUCCCUGUAUUUUUUUUAGAUCAAAGGGAGUGUUCUGUCUGUUAGUCAACAUUUCAUUACUCUUUCAAAAUGUGAAGAGAGGGGAGAAAUCAUACACACAAGGUUUCAGAAAAGAUGUACAUAUAAUGAAAACAAUAAACCAACAUAUCAUCAAUUUGAUGAAGAAACAAAUUAAUACAGUAUAAUUGUUAUCUUUAGCUAUUAUAAAAGUUUUCAUCAAGCUUACUAUUUCCUGCUGUAUAAUAGAAAUCAUUGACAUCCCACAGGUUUAAUGAACAUAAACAUAUGUAUGUUUAUGACCUCAACAGUGUUACCUUUGUCACAAUGAGUCUCUAAACCUCUCACGUAUUUAACUUUAAUAUUUUAGGAAGGUGACCCAUGUGAGGAUAUUAAAGCUGAAUAAUUUCUUGUUAAUAAAUGAGGAUUAGUUGCAUUAUGUGUUUUUUAUGUUGGGACCAUUUGUUAGCUUUUCUCAGCUUUUCACUAUUUUUUCUCUUGAACAAAGUACCUUACUCUGAGUUAUUUGUAGUAAUCUCAUAUUUUAUAUGACCGUCUAUUCUGGGAAAAAAAGAUUUUGGUUUUGAUUUUUGAAGGGAAUUCAAAUUAGCCUUUUUUGGGGGGAAUAAUGAUGAAUUUUCAUGGAAAUCAUAUUAAAGUUCAAUCAGAUUAACAUUUUUGGAAUGCAAGUUUUGUGUUUUUUUUAAUUUAGUUUCUUAUGGUAGUUAUUAUCCAAUUUCACCAACAUUUCUGUAACUUUAUAUUUUUUUUUUGUAUUUUCAUGGGGUUUUUUUUAAGUAAAGAUUUAACUUCAAAUACUAUAAGAAGUCAGUUGAAGUUCAUUUUUCAAUCUUAAGAUAUAUUACUGUUGUUUCCCACCUUUUUGUUGUUAUUUGUACUACAAUGUUAAAUAAUAUUUGUAAUAUUUAUUGUGUAUAGAAAAGUUAUUAUUUUAUAUUAGGAGUUAUUAUAUAUAUAUAUCAUGGUGCUGUAAUCACUAUUUUUAUAAUACAUAUUUAGCCAUGCAAAUAUAUUUGUUCAAACAAUUUUGACAAUAAAGAACAAUAAUAAGGACUUAGAAGUCUUGUUGACUUAUGAUACAUAUACAUGUAAUAUUUUAUUAUCCAUUAAAAAUCUUUAUAUAAAAUAACAAUAUAAGCAAAAACAUUAUGUUGAUUCAUUAGAUAUAACCGAAUAAAAAAAAUGUUUAUUGUAUUUAAUUCAAAAGUCUCAUAAAGCUAUAGAUUUAAAUAUGUAAUGUAUUUGUUAAACAAAAUUUCAAUAAAACAAUGAAACCUGUUUAAAGGGAACCCCAGCAAGAGGACAUGCAAAGGAGACUGUUAAGUUAUUUGACCUAGUAUGUUAACAUAAUUAAGGUACAUGUAGUAACAAAAUGAAAUCCUCAGUUUUGAUGCCCUGUCUAUGGCAAUAGUUGGCCAUUAUGUUUCUGGUCCGUAAGUACCUGACCUUCCAUCCAACUGUCCAUAGCAGGUUAAAGUUUUGGUUUAGGAUAGCUUUUGGUCACUUCAAAUUGAAACUUAGCACUGUUAUAUCUAUGCCAAAUUAUGGUUUUGACCCAGAUUUCAUAGUUCACCAAACUUUAAAAAAUGUGAUAUGUUCAUUACAAAUGUACUUCUAUGUGGGUGUUUAAUAACAUGGACUUCUCCUGGCCAGAUAUGGGUUCAUCAUUAAGUGAACUGUACAAUAUAUAUGCAAAAUAUGGAAUUUCAUGGUUCCCUGAACUUGGAAAUGUCAUAGUGCAAGCAGUGUCCUAUGUUAAAAUAUUCUUGUUUAAGACAAGUUUCACUGUAUUAAAUUUUCUAAUGUGAAAUUACUUUUAUUCAUGGGGUACCAAUUUUCAUGGUGUUCGUGGAUGGCUUUAUCCUUGAAUUUAAGUAUCCAAGGAAAUAUAACAACUGCUGUCCAAAUAAAGACACAUUAAAAAAUCCACUUGUUCACAUGUAUUUUGACCACAUGAAUACAGGCAUAUAAUCUAUAGAAUACUUAGAAUAUUAGCAAAUACACUUUGAAAUAUAUAUACAACUUCAGACAAGAAAUUCACAUUUAAUCUUGUAAAAAACAUUCAAGUGCAUGAAAAGUAAUUUUUUUUAUCGAUAAAAGUCAGACUGCCCGUCAUGAUAUGCGAUGAUAAAGUGUUGAUUUCAUUCCUUCAUUAUUCUCAUAUGGAAAAAAUAAAGAUAUAAUAUUGUACUUACUUUUUUUACUUCAUAAGAAUAAUUUCUACAAUUCCAAGUUAGUUUGUAGCAGAGUUCUAUGUAAUUGUUUUCUUUGAGUGACAUGUUUGUGGCCAAAUUAACACCGUUGUUAUCACUUCUGAUUUAUUACAUGUGUGCAAUAAUUCUAAUGUUGACUUUGCAAUUUCCUUCAAUUGAGACAAUUUUUAAGGCUUGAUGGAUCAGCUUAUUUCCAAUUAUUUUAUUAAAAGAUUUGAUGAAUUUAAUGGAAAAUAAACAAGUAAGUCUGUAAGUUGUGACAAAUAAACAUCUUAUUUUGCAGUUUUCUACAAAUCAUUAUAUAUGUAUUACAACAAAUGAUUAUUUUCAAAAUCUUUGUUUCUGAUGGCUUCAAAUUCUUAACUUGAUUUUUUUCAUCAGAAAACUAAAAUCCAUGAUUUUAAGAACCUGCAAACAUAUAAUUUUUGAUCAAACCACAAAAAUUGAUACCAAUGAACAAAAGUCCUUUCACAGUAUUCAAAUAGAGAACUUCAACAGCUAGGGGUUUAAUUAUUUGUUGUUACUUUUUGCUAUUAUUUGUUAGUUUAAUUUUUUUUUAUACUGUUUGAUUCAUAAGGUGCUAACAUCUACCUUUAUCGAGGAACCUGGCCAAAUCAUUAUGUUAAUACACAAUUUGAUAAUUGCUCAUAGUAAACCAAUAGUUUGCCCAAUGAUACAGCAUUAUGGUAUUUAAAAUUAAUGAUUUGCCAAAAAAUCCUUUUCAUCAGAUACUGUGAAUUAAUUAUUAUUCCUGGGUACAGGUGAACCACGAAUAUAAAUUCUCAACGAAUUACAACUUUUUUAAAGGCUUUAAAAGCAGAGAUCGGAAAAACCACGAAAUCAAAUAUCCACGAAAAUGCAAGUUUUCAUCGAUCCACGAAAAUUGAUACCCACGAAAAUAAAUGAAUCCACAGUAGUAGAAUUAAAUUGUUUUAAUUGCAAUAGGUUUGUUAUGCUUGGAACUUCCAAUAUUCUCUUAUCCAGUAUGUAUGCCUAUAAUAUUUAUCAAAAUGCAAUUGUCUUGAGAUUUAUAUAAAUAUGUAUUAUAUAUUAUAUGUAUAAUAUGGUGAUCAAAUCCUUCUGUCCACUUUGAAUGAUUGUUAUAUGUUGAUCCUUCCAGCAUUUUAUAUGUUUGUAAUGUGUAUAUUUGUCAAUAAAGUCUGAAUAGUUUA